AUGUCGUUAGAUGAGACGCAAAUGGAUGUGUCUUCGAACACCACGUUAGCCAGCUCAAAGAAGAAGCAAGUGCGAAAUAUACCGGUUUUGUUCCUCAGUAUUGCCCUUGCGCUAUGGGCUCUUUGGGUUCUUUCUACACUCCUUCAUCUUACCGAUCUCAUGGUCAGUCGGUAUACACGGUGCAUCGGGAGACGAGUGUCUAGACGGAAUGGUGAAGAUUCAGAUGAGGAAGAGGUCAGUCAGAGGACUCUACUGCUGAAGAAAGUUGACGGAAAGGUUGACAAGAAAGUCAGAUUCGACAUUGAAAACACGACUGUUGGGAAGUUUGACGAUGGUGAGGAUCGCAGAUAA
Messenger RNA from Fusarium sp. VM40, 351 nucleotides. The record is from the annotation of a GenBank genome assembly. NCBI's taxonomy places the organism in Eukaryota, Fungi, Ascomycota, Sordariomycetes, Hypocreales, Nectriaceae.